Populus nigra (black poplar) is the source of this 1267-nucleotide messenger RNA. Its product is annotated as protein PSK SIMULATOR 1-like. The transcript is spliced from 5 exons. The record is from RefSeq and is a predicted model, not a curated record. Gene Ontology annotation, biological process: positive regulation of growth. Bases 128 to 934 code for a protein of 268 amino acids. NCBI's taxonomy places the organism in Eukaryota, Viridiplantae, Streptophyta, Magnoliopsida, Malpighiales, Salicaceae.
UUCUAGAAGUGUUGAGCUACCAAAUAUGGAGGUGAAGGUGUUGAACUACUUUUAACGGGUACAUAGGAAACAGGAGUCCAAGUGUUGAGCUACCAAAAUUUAUAUUUUGGUGGCACGAUCGAGCUCCAUGCCUCCAAAUGGUAAGGACACAUUGUACCAGAGCUUGCCACCUGGUGUAAAAUCAGCUCUACGUUCCAAACUGCAAUCGUUUAAUGUCAAAGAUGAGCUUACCAUCACAGAAAUUAAAGAAACGAUGGAGAAGACACUGCAGUGGCUGGUUCCACUGUCCACUAACACAGCCAAAGUGCAUCACGGUUUUGGCUGGGUUGGAGAGUGGGCAAGUUCCGGGUCUGAGGCCAACAGAAAACCUGCUGCUGGAGCAGCUGAUAUAAUCCAGAUUGAAACACUCCACCAUGCGGACAAGGAGAAAACAGAAGCCUAUAUUCUUGAACAACUAUUAUGGCUUCACCAUCUUGUCAGCAAAACCAAGAGUGUUUCUAGUGGUGUUAGCAUAAAAUCUCAUGCCAAGUCUGCAAUUGGCACACAGGGUCAGAAGUCGAAUCAGAAACAAGAGCAAGAGUCACCCAAUGCAGCUGACUUGCCUGACGCUGUAAUAUCCAAUGCACCACCACCAACUACCGAAGACCAAAAAAUAUUGCAGGACGCAAGCGAGGAAAACCAGAUAGAAGAAAAUAGUAAGAGCCAGGACAUCAACUCAGUGGAUACCAAGUUGAGAGAAGAUGGUGGGCUGAGUACAACUAACAACAAUUCCCCAAGAAGGAAAAGCGAGGACUCAGCUACUGUAAAAAAUGUACCUUCUGCGCUUCCCAUCAGUGAUAUUGAUAUUGACAAGGAGGAAGAAUUGGAUAAGAUUGACGGAGUUGAUGUGCUCAGAUACAAGGGAAAGCCUGGACUUGUUACUGCCAAAACUUGAAAAACCUUCUUUCUUUGGUUCCACCAUUGGCUUAUGGGAUGACAAGGAGAAACGAUCGGAUGUUAAUAGUAGAGUUGAUGUGCUCAGAUAACUUAUUGAAUGAUAUACAUGAUAUUGAGUGACAAGAAAAUUCUAGUAAUUUAUAGACUGGGAAAGCCAUGUUGUCCUUAUGCAUUUGGGCUAAGCCUGGCUGCAUGUACAGGCAUUACAGGUUCUGUAAUGAUGGACAGAAUCACAGUUUAUACACUACUAUAUAUACUGAAAGCAUGCCGUACUUGGACCACAGGUCCUGUGGAACUGAAAUUUAAAAAAUUUGCCUUGGAUUCUGGUGUA